AACAAACAUCAGCAAAAUGAUACAAGCUGCGAAGAUUCUUGAGCAAAGAAGCCAUCUGGUGCCUGGGAAGCUCAGAAUCACCGAGCACUUCUUCCAAGUACCCCGUGAUUACUCCAACCCCUCAGCAGGCCACCUCCAACUCUUCGCGCGCUCAGCCCUCAAAGCGGAGAAACCAGCCGAAUAUUCACCAGACGGCGCACAAGACCCAAAGAAAACCCAACUGCCAUGGCUCGUCUACCUGCAAGGCGGUCCAGGCUUCGAAUGCCGCAGUCCUGAGAACGUAUCCUGGGUGCCGACCAUCCUCGACAAGGGAUACAGGGUCCUCAUGCUCGAUCAACGUGGCACCGGACUUUCUACUGCCAUCAGCCAAAGCUCCUUACAGCUCCGCGGCGAUGAGAAGGUCCAAGCAGACUACAUGAAGAGCUUCCGCGCUGACAGCAUCGUGAAGGAUUGUGAAGCCGUGAGGAAGGCGCUGACCGAGGACUAUCCUGAAGAUAAGAAGAAAUGGUCUCUCUUGGGACAGUCUUUCGGGGGUUUUUGCAUAACGACCUACCUCUCGUUCUUCCCAGAAGGCGUGAAGGAAGCUUUCCUCUUUGGUGGACUACCACCUUUGCGCAGCAGUCCGGAUGAAGUGUACGAGCGUUUGUACAAGCGCGUCAAGAGGCGGAACGAGCAGUACUACGAGAAGUACCCCGAGGAUAUUGACCGGGUGAAGCGCAUCAUCAAGCUCCUGUCGAGGUUUGGCGACACCACUGUCCGUGUGCAAGGUGGCGAGGGCUACUUCAGUGCACGUCGGUUUCUGCAGCUUGGCAUAUUCUUCGGCAAGCAUGGCGGCUUCGAUGAGGUGCACGCGCUCGUCUUGAGAGCGGACACCGAUCUGAGCCAGUUUGGCCACCUGACGCGGCCUACGGUUCUUGCACUCGAAGCUGCACAGUCGUGGGAUACAAACGUCAUAUAUGCGCUGUUGCACGAGCCUAUCUACUGCCAGGGCGAAGCAGCGGGUUGGUCUGCCGAACGUCUACUCGAGAAGUUCCCCGAAUUCUCGCUGCAGAAUAUUGACUCCGCGGACCCAGUUUACUUCACCGGCGAGAUGAUCUACCCGUUCAUGUUUGACUGCUACCCUGAGCUUGCGAAGUUGAAGAAGGUCGGCCAGCUGCUUGCUGAGGACAAGGACUGGCCCAAGCUGUACGAUGCUGAGCAGCUGAAGAAGAACACUGUCCCAACGUAUGCGGCCGUCUACCACGACGACAUGUACGUCGACUUCGAGCUGAGCAUGGAGACUGCGAAUACGAUCAAGGGAUGCAAGCCUUUCAUUACAAACUCCAUGUAUCACAACGCUAUUGGAGCAAAGACAGAUGAUGUACUGAAGGAGAUCUUUGCAAGGAGGGACGACGUCAUCGAUUGAAGAAGCAAUCAUUCACAACAGACCCUGCAGGUCUUCAGGUACUUCUACAGAAUAGAGUCAAUGACCUCCGAGACCCAGUCCAACUGCAC
Didymella exigua CBS 183.55 is the source of this 1494-nucleotide messenger RNA. Its product is annotated as alpha/beta-hydrolase. The transcript has 2 exons. Gene Ontology annotation, biological process: proteolysis. The record is from RefSeq and is a predicted model, not a curated record. Gene Ontology annotation, molecular function: peptidase activity. Lineage: Eukaryota; Fungi; Ascomycota; Dothideomycetes; Pleosporales; Didymellaceae. Bases 17 to 1405 code for a protein of 462 amino acids.